Messenger RNA from Lactuca virosa, 588 nucleotides. The record is from the annotation of a GenBank genome assembly. Lineage: Eukaryota; Viridiplantae; Streptophyta; Magnoliopsida; Asterales; Asteraceae.
AUGGUUGUUAUCCCAUGGAACAUUGCUAUACCUACGAAGAAAACCACCAUUGUUUUUGCAGUCAAAGACAAUCAAUCUCGUGUGAAUAUAAAGGUCUACCAAGGUGAACGCUCUAAAGCUACCGACAAUUAUUUGUUGAGAUCAUUUACAGUUUCUGGAAUUCCACUUGCUCCUAUGGGAGUCUCACUGAUUGAGGUUUGCUUUGAAAUAGAUGAUAACGAUAUCCUCAUUGUUACAGCUAAGAUAGUAUCUACUGGCAAGACAGUAAAACUUACUGUUACCAAUUAUGGUGGAAGAUUGUCCAAACAAGAGGUAGACAAAAUGAUGAAAGAUGUCGAGAAGUUCAAGCUUAAGGACCAACAGUUCAAAAGGAAGGCAAAAGCAUACAUUGGCAUGGAUGAUUGCAUAUAUCAUUUAAGGAAAAAGAUCAAAAGUAAUGAUAUGCCCCCAAAGGACUUGAAGAACAUGCAAUAUGCACUUGCUGAAACAAUGCAAUGGCUCUUUAAGGGCAGAGUUGCAGAGCUUGAAGAGAUUGAGCGCAGGAAGAAGUACCUUUCUUUCAUAUCUAGGUUUCCAUUUCAAAAGUAA